Asterias rubens (European starfish) is the source of this 1314-nucleotide messenger RNA. RefSeq lists its product as uncharacterized. Gene Ontology annotation, molecular function: phosphoprotein phosphatase activity. The transcript has 5 exons. The record is from RefSeq and is a predicted model, not a curated record. Lineage: Eukaryota; Metazoa; Echinodermata; Asteroidea; Forcipulatida; Asteriidae. The coding region runs from base 168 to 1214 and encodes 348 amino acids.
AACAAAAAUGUCUCUUCUGUUCGGUCCUACUUACUAUUACUAAAAACGAUGUGAAAACACGGUUGUAUCCUUUGACUUUACCACAAAUAAUCGUGAUUAGAAGUAAAGUAAAUUAUCUUAAGGAGUUCUAGAAGUCUUCUACACUCGUCAAGAAAAAACACCCAUUGAUGAAUGUAACAAGACUUUGCCGCAGCCUCCAUCAAAGUAACUUUCGUCCUUUCCUCUCAGAUGCCAAGUCCAUCAAUCUCAUCUCAAAGAUGGCCUCCGCCUCGCUGCACAACUCAAAGCCAUCAGAUGGCUCUGAUCUUCCCGACGGGGACGUCCACGUUCCUCUCGACUCCAUUUUGAAUCUUCGGCGUAUCGACGCCCACGGUAAGCUGUACCGCUCAGCAAAACAGGACAAGGCGUCCCCGGAAGACAUUAAACAUCUUCAAAGUCUUGGUAUACGAACCCACUUAGACCUUCGCAGCAAAACAGAGUACCUUCGUGAAAGCACCCCGAAAGCUAUCGACCAUAUUGUCGGUGUUCUCGUUCCGAAAUCCCUCCCAGACCCCAAGGUCAAACCGUACCCAACCGAUAUUCUGAUGAAAGGUCUCAAGAAGAAGAUGGUUGAGGUGAAAGAUUUAUCGCAACGACGGUAUCUCAUCGAUUUCUUCUCGUUUGAAUUGGCCAUGAAAACCUUUAACUCGGCUCCGCUAUACAAACGACUGCUUGCCCUCUUUGUGUUGGUGUUCGACAUCAUCAUGGGGAAUAACUUCAAGCACUUUGUGAGAAUGUUCAAGGAUACCAUUAAUGAUCACGGUCUUUCUGGACAGUACAUCGACAUGCUGGAGUUCGGAGGCAAGCAGUUAUGCUUUGUUCUGAGGACAUUGUCCAAUCCAGAGAAUCUGCCGGCGUUAGUCUCCUGCGCUCACGGAAAGGAUCGCACUGGAAUCGUAACAGCCAUGAUAUUAAGCAUUCUGGGAAAAUCAGAUGAGUACAUAGCAGAGGAAUAUGCGAUGUCAGAGGAAGGACUUAAACCAAUACGGUCGUCUGUGCGAGAUGAUAUAGUUUUACAGUUCAGGUUUGAUGAGUCGUUUGCCACAGCAAAGAAAGAAACAAUGUUGAAAGUACUGGAGUACCUUCGGGAUAGGUAUGGAUCUAUAGAGAAUUUCCUGGAAUCCCUCGGCUUCGGCAAAGAGGACCAAGAAAGACUGCGACAGGUUUUGUCAUAGUGGUCUUGAUGUUGAUCAUGAGCACCAAGGCCAGUCUAUUUUGAUCUAUAAGAUUAAGGCCAUGUCCGAAACGGCGACUUCGGCUACAGCUACAGCUAGA